Rhododendron vialii is the source of this 1927-nucleotide messenger RNA. RefSeq lists its product as uncharacterized. The record is from RefSeq and is a predicted model, not a curated record. Gene Ontology annotation, biological process: translation. Gene Ontology annotation, molecular function: structural constituent of ribosome. Bases 245 to 1195 code for a protein of 316 amino acids. The transcript has 9 exons. Gene Ontology annotation, cellular component: ribosome. Lineage: Eukaryota; Viridiplantae; Streptophyta; Magnoliopsida; Ericales; Ericaceae.
AUGGCAGGGUUUUCUUCUUCUGGGUUUUGUAGUCUCUCUCUCUCUCUCUCUCUCUCUCUCUCUCUCUCUCUCUCUCUCUCCCCCUCCUGCCCCCUGGUUGCUCGCUUCCCCACAGCUUGUCUCUCUCUCCCUCUCUGAAAAGAACCGGAAAAAUCUGAACCUUUGGGGAGAAAGUGAGUACCUGAUUUUCGCUUUGGUGCACCUGCGUUCUGUCACUGCUGCAGUCCUUGGUGAUUUCUGAUAGAUGGCUGUAUCGGUUUCCAGAAGGGUUUUUCGUUCUUUUGGUUCCUUAUACGGACAUCAUCGGUUCGAUUACCAAAGGAUCCCAUUUCGUGCUACUGAUGGUAAAAGAGCAUUGUACAGCCAUGAUUCCAGUGAUAGCCCGUCAUCUGUGGAAACUUUUAAUUUUGGGAAGAGUGUGUUAUCUUUUCUUGGUUGUCGAGGGCUUUCAACUUCUGUCCUGACUCCUGAAUCAAAUGAUGGUGACUUUCCUUCUCAACUUUUAUCCACAAAGGGAGUUGUAACUCCAGAACAUACACGAGGACUCUACCAGGACCUGGUGAUACCUGUGACAAAUUUUAAUAAUGAUGAUAAAGGCUUGAUGGUGUUGGCUGGUGAUGUUUUUGAUGUACCUAUUAGGAAGGACAUUGUUCACCGUGUUGUACGAUGGCAGCUCGCAAAGAGACGACAGGGAACACAUUCAACAAAAACUCUUAGCGAGGUUAGUGGGACUGGGAAAAAGCCUUGGAAACAGAAGGGGUUGGGCCUAGCAAGGCAUGGAACACUGCGUGGGCCUCAGUUUAGAGGCGGUUGUAUUAUGCACGGCCCUAAGCCACGGAGUCAUGCUAUCAAGUUAAACAAGAAAGUUCGUCGACUAGGGCUGAAGAUUACACUAUCAGCUCGUGCAGCAGAAGGAAAGCUCAUGGUUCUUGACGAUUUGGAGGUUCCUACGCAUAAGACCAAGAACAUUGUGAACUAUGUGAAGCAAAUGGACAACACAAAGAAACUUCUGCUGGUGGAUGGUGGUCCUCUAACUGAAAAUCUGAAGUUGGCUACACAAAAUCUUCAUUAUGUUAACAUAUUGCCAUCUAUUGGUUUAAAUGUUUACAGCAUUCUGCAACACGACACACUAGUUAUGUCUCGUGAUGCUGUGAAUAGGAUUGUUGAGCGGAUGCACACUCCAAUUAACCGCUGAAGCAGUUUCUUCGUCCCAAUCAACUCGACAAGGUUUACCUUCAACCUGGAUUUUGUUAGAUCCUCCUUUCACUUUGGAAGAAAACUUGAAAAUCACAAAAAUAAAAAAUAGUGGGUGUUGUAAUUCUCAAGAUUCACAUAUGCAUGGCUGGAUGUCAUGUUUUUUAAAUAAAGUGUCUUAGGAAAUUUGUACUCGAUGCGGUGUUGCACAAGCGUUAACUGAUAUAGAUUUGGGGCAUGCCAACUUUGUGGCUAGAUCAUUAUUUUCUUCAUGUGGUGCAGCAGCAUAUAUACUGAACUUUUGUUCCUGUUGUUAUUUCUGUAUUCAGAAAACUGAACAAUGAGGACUCAAUUGCGAAAUUGUGCUGAGCUAUGUGUUUCGGGUUCUUCUAUAACUAACUGUUCAUUCCUAGCAUUGCGAUUGAAGAUCGGAUGGAUUUAACGGAGUAGUCUCCUACAGUUUUGAUGAAGUGAAAAAUGAUGGGAGUAAUUUUGUACUUCUUCAGAUGACUGUCGUAUGGAAGAAUUCAAGUUGGUCUCUUUAAGCAAAUGUUCUCAAAAUCCCAUUUGAUGCUGUUUUUUUGUAGUUAAAGAUGCACUUGAAUGCUCCACACUUUGAGGUCAAGAGAUAGGGAAAUGCUUCAAGACACACAUCCCGACUUUUGCGAAAUGUUAUGCCUAUGUUUGGUGAUUAUUAUGCCUCUUUAGCGAAAUGUUACGGUUUAUUUUGGUG